AUGAAUUUAAAUUCGGAAUUAUUCCGGCUACCGGAGCGUUCAUCGGGGCAGCACAACAUGACAAUACGAGAACUUUGUGAUAACGAUGAUAUGGCAACCAGCGUUAUCGUUGAUCCGAUUCUCGGUUUUCGCACUCAUAAAAUGAGUCUUCAUUACCGUCCACCACAACACGAGGAACAAAUCGAAUUGAAAAACAUAUUGAGGAAAUACAAAGAGGAUCAGGAUUUGUGCAGAGCGAUUCAGGAUAUUUUCCAUGUGAACGCAGUAACAAGAUUCUUGAAACGACGAACGUUAAAGCAGCAGCUUGCUUUCCGAGAUCACCUUUUGCGAUUUAUGCGAAUGUUUUCCAACGAUUCCGGUUUUACAGUUCAAGCAUGUCAUCGCUACAAAACGGAAAAUCGCCUUGGUGGAAUGCUAGUUGCUACGAAGUCAUGGCAAAAAGGUGAUGUGAUUGGCAGUUUAGUGGGUGUUAUUGGCGAUCUCAGCCACGAAGAAGAAUCCCAAUUACUGCGAAAAGAUGUCAAUGAUUUUUCUGUCAUGUAUAGUACAAGGAAACAACGAGCUCAGUUGUGGCUUGGUCCUGCUGCUUAUAUUAAUCACGACUGUUAUCCCAAUUGUAAAUUUGUCCCAAAUAGCUACGCCGCGGUUGUACAGGUGCUGCGUGACAUUGCUUUAGGGGAAGAAAUUACUGCUUAUUAUGGUGAUAACUUUUUUGGUGAUAACAAUAGCCGCUGCGAAUGUUUGACUUGUGAGCGAGCUUGCAAAGGUUUUUUCGCAACUUUGGUGGUAUCAGCUGCUUCGUUGGAAAAAAAUAACGAUGAAUCAAAAGAAUCCGGUAACAGUUAUAAAUUUCGUGCAACCGAUUCGAGGCUUUGUCGUUAUAUGCUACAAUCAAAUCAGCUGAACACGAGAAUGACGCUUCGUCGACGUACUAUUGCUGCUUUGCGGGAUGUACCUCAUCGCUUCUCAGCUGAAGAUAUGUGGUUCUUUGUUUUAGGACAUAUGUUUAAACUUCAAACGGAUGGUUCUGUGAGUCGUUCGAAAAAAAGGACUAGGAAAAUGAAUAGUGGUCACUGUAUUAACAGAAAUCAGCAGAGACUUAGGCGUACUAUAAGAACGCCUUCCUCUACGUUUUUGUCUUCAUCGCCAUGUUCGGCUGAUUCUAAUAUUCAAGCUUGGAUGAACACUUCACCGUACGUGAUUGUGAAUAGUACGAAAGCAGAUAGUUCUAGAGUUGGAAAGCAUUCGCAAGAAAGCGAUUUGAACACGUCGAGUAAUUUGGUCCGGAGAAGAAAACCUCGUGUAUGCCAAACUGUAAAACAAAGGAAAUCAGCAAAAAAUGGGUCUACACAACUUGAUCGCUCUAGCAGGUUGAAUAAUCGAACGUCUAGCCAGUUGAGCUGUGGAAAACCGCAUACAUCACAAAACGGUUUGCAAAUUCUUGCCGCUGUUGCGACCACUAUGAGCUUUAUUGAUAGAUCUCAUUUGAUGUCUUUAUCACAAGAUUCCCUUAACUGCAUUGGUGACAUUGACGACCAUGACGUUAAAAGUGAGCAGUACUCUGAUGACGAUGUGGAACUUCGAUCAGCUUCUAAUUAUUACAACGGCUGCAAUUUUUCUUUGAGUGGCAGUGCUACAAAAGUUAUUGAAAAUUGCUCACCUUCUGGAUCCGAUAGCUUGGAAGAGGUCGUUAAUUGUUCCAAAUCAUAUGUUUCGGAAAAUCAUGAUCUGCUUUCAACUGUUUUUGAUGAAAAUGGAUGCUAUGACCAUGAUAGUGAUGGUUAUGAUGACGUUUCUGAAACUGGUUUAGAUAAUGACGUGAGUUACAGUAAAGCGGAAAGACCUGCAGAUGAAAUCCAGUACAAUGAUGUUUCGGAAGCAAAUUUAGAUCAUAUUCACAGGAGACGCCGAAUCAAAGUCCAUCCUUAUUAUAAAAUUGCGUUUCACAGUCUAUUGACGCCUACUUCUGGAUAA
This is a messenger RNA of Cercopithifilaria johnstoni, 1974 nucleotides long. The record is from the annotation of a GenBank genome assembly. Lineage: Eukaryota; Metazoa; Nematoda; Chromadorea; Rhabditida; Onchocercidae.